Molecule: messenger RNA, 1752 nt
Organism: Geodia barretti
Lineage: Eukaryota; Metazoa; Porifera; Demospongiae; Tetractinellida; Geodiidae
Source: the annotation of a GenBank genome assembly
AUGAUACGGCGUUUGAAUCCAGGCUCAAAAACCCUAAUUUUGACCUCUUGGUUGUGUUCUCUGAUAUUCCUGAUUGCCUGUGGAGGAACAGCGUCGCCGACGGUGCCCUCGGAGUCGGAACCUGUGUCGCCGCCGGCCGCCCCCGCCGAGCAGGAUACGCCGGUCCCUACAGCUAACCCGGUGCUUGUUGUACCGGAUGCCGGAUUCCUGCGGGCGUUGGAGCCUGAUGCCAAGUACGGUGGCACUCUGAAGUGGGGCGGCAUAGCAAGCUCUACUCUUUACGAUCUUCACCAGACCAACAGCAUAGCCAAUAUGGGACCGCAAAGGCCCAUGUAUGACCUCCUGGUGCAGGUAGAUCCCGUUGGUUGGGACGAGGUAAUCCCGGACUUGGCGACAAGUUGGGAGGUAUCGGACGACGGGUUGACUUACACCUUCUUCAUCCGUGAGGGGGUGACGUUCCACGACGGCGCUCCCCUGACCGCCGAUGAUGUUGCGGCCAGCUUCACCCAGAUCAUUUUCCCACGGGAAGGGGUGCUCAGCCCGCGGCAGACCCUCUUCGAGCCAGUGCAGGAGAUCGUGGUCGUUGACCCACUCACCGUUGAGUUCCGCCUUUCGGAGCCCAGGGGUUUUCUGCUACGCGCUUUUGCCGCCGGAUUCAAUGCGAUCGUGCGCAAACAGACCCUGGAGGACAACAACUAUGACCUGCGGCGAGUGCCCGACUACCCGGGCACCGGCCCGUUCAAGCACGAGAGCCUGGAGCCCGGAAUCGUACGGCGGAUGGUAAAGAACGAAGACUACUGGAACCCCGACCUGCCGUACUUGGAUGAAAUGCACGCCUUUCACCUUGACCUCGGCCCCAAGACCGGGGCAGCCUGCCUGGCUAACACGGUGGAUUUUUGCUGGGGCAUCGACCCGGUUACCGCCCAGAGGGUCCCGGACGUCGACGGUUUGAGCACCGUUGAAAUCUCUCCGGUGAUACGUAGCGGGAUGUACAUCAACGUCCACAAGAAACCUUUCGACGACCCUAGGGUACGCCGGGCUAUCAAUCUCGUUCUGGACAAGCAAGCUCUGCUUGAUUCCGUCGGUGAACUCACCGCUAUGUACCCACAAGGGUGGGUCGUGCGCAAUGACUCCCUCUUUGCGGAGCACUGGGAGAUGGUGAAGGACCAGCCCGGCUACCGCACUCCAACAGCGGAAGAUAUAGCGGAGGCCCAGCGGCUGAUGCAAGAAGCUGGGUACGGAGAUGGCGUCGAAGGCGUAGACCUUAUCGUACGAGACACCAUAGCCUUCGCCGUGGCUUGGGGCCCAAUCGUCCAAGACUUGUUGCAGCGGCAUCUGAAUAUUGGCUCCGACAUCCGGCUGACCGCUUCCGGGGUAUGGUACGAAGAGAUGGACCGAGGUAAUUGGGACCUAUCUCCCAUCGCUAUGGCCGUCGUGAUUCCGCACGUCGGAGAUUACUGGGCCGCCGGAUGGAAGACCGGGGGAGGCAGAAAUUACAACGACUACUCCAAUCCGGUCUUCGAUGAGAUCCUGGCCCAAGCGGCGCGCACGUCCGAUCCGGAAGAAUAUAAGACCCUGGUUUACCGGGGCGCCGAUAUCCUGGAGGAGGACUUGCCCUUCAUCACCUUCGGUAAUCUAGUCGUUUCAGUAGCUUGGUGGGACUACGUGCAUCCCGGCGCGACGGCUGCCAAAGGAGGCAACUUCUGGGACGGAAUGCGCCGGGAGAUCUGGUGGGUGGAUCAGGUCCAAUAA